Messenger RNA from Sphaeroforma arctica JP610, 1920 nucleotides. RefSeq lists its product as hypothetical. NCBI's taxonomy places the organism in Eukaryota, Ichthyosporea, Ichthyophonida. The record is from RefSeq and is a predicted model, not a curated record. The transcript has 9 exons. Gene Ontology annotation, cellular component: endoplasmic reticulum lumen. Gene Ontology annotation, molecular function: protein disulfide isomerase activity; protein-disulfide reductase activity. Gene Ontology annotation, biological process: response to endoplasmic reticulum stress. Bases 203 to 1477 code for a protein of 424 amino acids.
GAUUGACCCGUACUGUAAACAGUUACUACUGUAGGUUAAGUCGAUACAUAAUAUACAGUAGACCGUUUUUUUAUACGAUACUUCAUUGUACGAACAAUAUAUAGAGUCUGCAAUUCGCCCUCAAGCGUUCAUAUUCAUACAUCAAUAAAAUUUCAUGUUAAAGGAUAGCUGUUCCAGAUAACCCUGACAUACUACACCAAAUAUGAAGGUUUCGUUCGCCACUUCGUUGGGUCUUCUGGCCGCCAUUGGAAACGUGUGCGCGUUCUAUGAGAGUGGCUCAAGUGUGGUUUCUCUCACCGAAUCAAACUUCGACGCAAAGGUCAUCAAGUCAGAUAGUGUGGUACUAGUGGAAUUCUAUGCUCCAUGGUGUGGUCACUGUAAAAACCUGACACCCGAGUAUGAGAAGACAGCCAAGAUGCUGAAAGGAGUGGCGCGUGUGGCGGCUGUGGAUGCAGAUCAGUAUAAAUCCCUGGGACAGAAAUACGAUGUACAGGGCUUUCCGACGAUCAAGCUAUUCGGUGCAGACAAGCAGAAACCCACCGACUACAACCAGGCACGCGACGCCGCCUCCAUGGCCAAAGCCGUGCUCAAGGAGGUCAACACAGUGGUUAAGGACCGUAUCGGGGGCAAAAGCUCGUCGAGUGGGGGGUCUAAAUCCGGAUCUAAGGGUAGCGGCGGUGGCGCAGCGGGCAAGCCUGUACAGCUGACGGAUGCAAACUUUGAGGAGACUGUCAUGAAAAGCUCAGACACGUGGCUGGUUGAGUUCAUGGCGCCAUGGUGUGGCCACUGCAAGAAUCUCGAGCCGCAAUGGCGACAGGCAGCGGCUGAGCUCAAGAACACGCCCAACGUCAAGCUGGGUGUAGUAGAUGCCACCGUGGAACAGCAGAUUGCCGGAAGAUAUCAAAUCAAGGGCUAUCCCACCAUCAAGGUCUUCGGCAAGAACAAGAGCAAGCCCAGUGACUACAACGGACCUCGUGAGGCUGAUGGCAUUGUUGCGUAUGCAAAGGAUCUGGCCAUUAGAGCUGCCCCUGCGCCUAAGGUGUACGAAUUGACGGAUGCCAAGAUUUGGGAGGAACAAUGCGGUGGCAAAAGCAUCUGCGUCGUCACGGUGCUGCCCCACAUUCUGGAUUCAAGCGCAAAUGAACGCAAUGAGUACAUCAAGAUGCUCAAGCAGGCUGCCAAAGCCCUCAAGAGCCAACCCUUCAAGUGGCUAUGGACUGAGCCCGGCAAGCAGGCUGACCUGGAAGAACGCCUCAACAUCGGUGGCGCAGGUUACCCCGCUGUGGCGGCUGUGAGUCUGAGCAAGGAGAAAUACUCCAACAUGCGUAUGGCUGUCGAUCUGGAGCACGUCAAGAGCUUCUUGAACAACCUCAUGACUGGCAAGGAGCAUCUAGGCCCGCUUCGCCAGGUACCUACAAUUGCUAUUGCCGAUGCCUGGGAUGGCAAGGAUGGUGAACUUCCUAGGGAGGAGCUCUAGAACACUUGGCAGUCUUAAGACGAAUGCUUUAAGACUGACCGCAUCUUCGGUGACACUCCGAAUGAGUGCAAUUCUCUGUGCGUCAGUAAUAUCACAGUGGAAUAGAAAUAUGGCCGACAGACAGUUCGGUCUCUUUCUUAGACAGUCGGUAGCAAUUUCAAAUAGAAUAAACUGUGGGAAGAUACUUGGUCGCCGCUUUGUUGGAGUGGCUGUUUCCCGAUGGGGCUUUAUAGUCACGCCUUCACUGUUGACAUCUGUACGAUGAUGCAGAUAGUAUCGUCGAAUAGUAGGGAACUUAUCGAAGUAUAUGCACAUUUGAAGGCCGAGCAUAGUCUGCAUUACGCUAUCGCUCGAUCGUGCCUAUACUUCCGAUCUGAAGAGGAGUACUGAACGUAAGUGGACAUAUACAAUUACAGAUAUUCUGUGCAAAAGAAAUGAGAACC